This is a messenger RNA of Pochonia chlamydosporia 170, 945 nucleotides long. Its product is annotated as tRNA synthetase class II core domain (G, h, p, S and t) domain-containing protein. Gene Ontology annotation, biological process: seryl-tRNA aminoacylation. The record is from RefSeq and is a predicted model, not a curated record. Gene Ontology annotation, cellular component: cytosol. Lineage: Eukaryota; Fungi; Ascomycota; Sordariomycetes; Hypocreales; Clavicipitaceae. Gene Ontology annotation, molecular function: ATP binding; tRNA binding; serine-tRNA ligase activity. The coding region runs from base 1 to 945 and encodes 314 amino acids. The transcript is spliced from 9 exons.
AUGUCGAAAUUGUGGAUGAGAUUAUUGCUCUUUGGAACGAUCACCGCAAAAGUACCCAAUUACAGUGCCACGCAAGUAAAUAGCAAGAUCAACGAGGUUCAGAAGCAAAUUGGCGCCAAAGAAAACGCCGAUGACCUUCUGAAAGAGAAGAUUGAACUUGAGAAGGAGAAGAAGGCGUUGGUAGAGUCCGCUGCUGAGAAAGAUGCGCUGCUCAGAACAAAGAUCAAGACGGUGGGAAACUAUGUACAUGACUCCGUCCCAGUGAGACAACAACGUGGUAGAACGCACGUGGGCACCGGAAGGUGUCAAAGUAGAGAAGCGCAAUGUCCUUUCUCACCACGAAGUUCUCCUCAGACUCGACGUUCCUCGGUCAGCGUGGAUAUACUGCCUUGCAGACGCCGCAAUUCAUGCUCAAGGAUUACAUGGGCAAGACCGCUCAGCUUGAAUAUGCUGGCUACAGUACAUGCUAUAGACGUGAAGCGGGUUCUCAUGGCAGAGACGCCUGGGGAAUUUACCAUCGAGCAAUUCCUCUUGACGGACCCAGAGAAGUCCUGGGACGCCUUUCAUGACAUGAUUGGAAUCUCGGAGGAUUUCUACAAAUCCCUCGGGUUGCCAUACCAGAUCGUAUCAAUCGUGUCCGGGGCGUUGAAUAACGCAGCAUCUAAGAAGUUGGACUUGGAGGCUUGGUUUCCUUUCCAAGGAGAAUACAAAGAACUUGUCUCUUAUUCGGCUCCAAGAUGCAGACUGACGUCAAGAAGAAGUAUGUGCACUGUCUCAACUCUACGCUGUGCGCGACCACCAGAGCAAUGUGUUGGCUUGACGGUUCCUGAACCUCUUCGCAAGUAUCUUCCUGGAGCCCCAGAGUUUAUACCCUUCGCCAAGGAGCUACCGAAGGAAUCUACCUCUCAGAAAUCUCUGCCUCAACGACCAAAGGGAGGCAAAUAG